AUGGCAUCUACCUCUAUCACUGGUGGUCCACCAGAGAGGGAAUCUCCAAAAAUUUCUCCAAGGCGUUCAUCCUGCUUUGGCCGGGUUUCUUUCUUUAAUAUUCCAUGUUGCUCUGCUCAAUCCAAGUCAAGGUCAGCUACUUCUACCAUACCAGAUAAUGAAGCACCCGCUUCUUUGGCUGUUGGUCGAUUGGAGAGGGAACCUGAUUCUAGCAGUAAGGCUGCUUUUGACGGAAUUGCACCAUCUGCAUCGACUUCUGCCUCGCAACGCACAAAAAAACCGUGCUACGAUGUAUUCAUCAAUCAUCGUGGACCAGACGUCAAAUACACCUUAGCUAGCACUCUGUAUACUAUCCUUACUGGUAUGUCACUCUCUGUUUUUCUGGAUUCACAAGAAUUGGAAUAUGGUGAUUUCUUGCCCCGAACAAUAGAAGCAGCAAUGGCCAGCGCUUCGCUUCAUAUUGCUAUUUUUUCAAAGACCUAUGCAGAAUCACGUUGGUGUUUAGCAGAGCUCUCAUUUAUGCUUAAAUCUGCGGCCAAAAUUAUUCCUAUUUUCUACCAUGUAGAUCCUAGUGAUCUCAGAUGCGUACAUCAAGGGAAAGGGAUGUAUGUUGAGGCAUUUAAAAAGCAUGAGCGGAAUGGUAAAUGCAGCCCAGAACAACUUCAGGAGUGGAAAACCGCACUCCACAACGUCUCAUUUUACGCUGGCCAAAUCGUUAAUACUAAAGAGUAA
This is a messenger RNA of Cryptomeria japonica (Japanese cedar), 732 nucleotides long. RefSeq names its product TMV resistance protein N-like. Bases 1 to 732 code for a protein of 243 amino acids. The transcript has a single exon. Lineage: Eukaryota; Viridiplantae; Streptophyta; Pinopsida; Cupressales; Cupressaceae. The record is from RefSeq and is a predicted model, not a curated record. Gene Ontology annotation, biological process: signal transduction.